Bombyx mori (domestic silkworm) is the source of this 11118-nucleotide messenger RNA. RefSeq names its product centromere-associated protein E. Bases 248 to 8920 code for a protein of 2890 amino acids. NCBI's taxonomy places the organism in Eukaryota, Metazoa, Arthropoda, Insecta, Lepidoptera, Bombycidae. The transcript is spliced from 10 exons. The record is from RefSeq and is a predicted model, not a curated record.
GGCCAUUUCUGAUUAUUAAGUUUAUUUUUACCAUUGAUGACAUGCUGACGUGGUAAAUGUCAAUUAGUCUACUUUGUCAUGGCAAAUUGACAAUAUUUAUGUGGUGGUGGCUAAAUUUUCAGAGAUUAAGGUGAAUACUAUUAAUUUGAUUUCCGGACCAGUCCGUAAUAAAUAUACGGAUUUACAACCGUUUCGCUAAGAACAGUAAUUAAUACUUCAUAUUCUUAAUGUUGAGGGAGUGUGAGCCAUGUCGAACACUAAAAACAUCGAUCAUCCCUCUGAGAUGGAAUUGUCAGAGGAAACCACUGCGAGACUGCCCUCCAGUGAAGUGUCCAGUGUCGCGGGAAGUGUAAAAACGACAAGUACAACUCCUCAAUUUACAUCUUCAUCAGAAAGACAAAUAAAAUUUGAACGAGCUCAAAAAUGUCUUGAGAAUGCAGCUCUUGUAUCUAAGCGUAUCAAAGAACAUAGGAAAGCCACAGCAGAGUUACUUGGACGUCCAUUUGAAGAUGAUGAUUGUGCUGAUACAUCUUCGGAAAUGGCAUCCACCAUGAGUGAACGGACAGGAUUUUCUACAGCCACGGAUACUUCAACUACUUUGUCAGUGCAGGAUGCUCUAAACAUACCUGGAAUAAGUGAAAGUUUGGCUAAUACUUUAAAACAAAAAGAAAUACUCAUGGAGAAAAUAAAACAAUACAAAGAAUUAAGUAAAAGGUCUUCAACUACCAUUGUCCGCAAGGAAUCAAUUACAAGUACUAAAACAGAUUCAAAAAAGAGCACACAAUUAGGCGAUGUAACCCAUUUAAGUAACACAAUAAAAGAAAAAGAUAACGCCUUAAGUGUUUUGCAAGUCAAGAUGAAAAUUAUGGAGACGACUAUUCUAGACUUGCAAGAAAAAAUAAAUGAAAAAGAUCAAAUAAUAGAAGCUAAAAAUAAAGCGACAACACUCAUGUCAGAUACAUUAAGCAAAAAAGACAAAGAUUCCCUCGCUUUGUUAGAAGAUACGAAACAGCAAAUGACAAAAAUGCAGGAAAAUUUUAUUGCAAUGGAAGCAGAAUGGAAAGAUGAAAAACAAAGGCUACUGAAAGAUAUUGAAUCUAAAGAUGUGAGGAUCAGUAGUUUAGAAGAAGCUAAUAAAUUACUUGAAGCAGCCCGAUUCGAAAUCAGUCUCGAACAUUCGAAAUUAGCACAGGAACUAGAACAGAAAAAUAAAGAAAUUACAGAGUUUGAAGAGAAAAUCAAAGAGUUGGCUAAACAAAGUAUUGAACCAAGUUGUGAGGAAAAAACUGAAAUAGAAGAGAAAGGUUCCCUUGAAAUAGCCAACAUGACAGAAUUAACAAAAAAAAUUGAAUUACUAGAACAUUUGAAUUGUCAAAUUAGACAAACUAACAAAGAACUUGAAAAUAAACUAGCCACAAUGGGCACUGAAUCAAAAGCAGUAAGCUCCCCAAGUAAAAAAGGGAGUCCUUUAAUAUCUAGGAAAAGUGGUAGAAAUACAGCCUCCAAAAUGAAGUCUCCAUGGAGUCAGCUGUCGUCUGAAACUCUCAACCAGGACACAGAUAAGAAAAUUAACAAAAAUGAAAUAGCAAAAUUAGAAAUGGUCAUUCAAUCAUUGAAUAAAGACCUUGUAGAUAAGGAAUAUGUUAUAUCCGAAAAAGAUACUUUACUGGCUGAAAAAGAGAAGUUAUUGGCAGGUAAAGACACAUUAAUAGCACAGUUACAGUUGGAACACCAACAACAUAUGGAAGGGCCGAGUUUGAUCCAUGUUGGCACAAAUACUGAGGAUGUGAAUGAGAUAGCAAAAGUGCAAGAGCAAUUAAAGCAAGAACUAAAUGAUGAAAUUAAAGAUGUCAAUGUAAAAGAUCUUAUAGAGAAACUAAAAUCAGCUGAGGAGCAAAUCACUCAGCUCAAUGAUGAAAUUGAUGCUGCAAAUAAAAAUAUGAUAAAAGUGAAAUCUAACCACAAAUUAAAAUUAAAACAAAUGCAAAAAACAAUUGAUAAUUUCAGUAAAGUAUCUGAUUCAAACAAAGAAAUUGUCAGACUUACUGAAGAACUACAUCACCUAUCACAAAAGGUGGCUGAGUUGGAGGAGGAAAAGGGUAAUUUACAAUUACAUCUUGUAGACUAUGAUAGUGGUAGAAUGAUUGAAUCUGAUGUUUACAAGAAAAUGAUAGAAAUGGAGAAUCUGGCUGAGACUAGAUUAAAGGCAAUUAGUCUAUUAGAAUCACAGAAGUUUGAUUUAGUUCAAGAAUUGCAUAUAUUACAACAAAAAUAUGACGAAGUAGAGGAUAAGCUUGCAGAUAUAUCUCAACUUCAAAGUGAUCAAGUUUGUUCAGAAAUUAAAUCAGUACACUUGGAAGAGCAAAUUGAUGCCUUAAGUGCGUCUAAAAAAGAAUUGGCAUUGGUAAUAGAAAAUCUAAAAUUGGAUAAAGAGCAGCUGUAUGGAACCAUUAAAGACUUAGAAAAUGAUAAAGAAGAUAUAAUGAAUAAAUUGCAAAAUUACAUACAAGAAAAUAUGGAUUUAACUGACAAAUUGGAAAAAAUGAGCGCGGAGAAAGUUAGUUCAGCCGAGUCUAUCGAAAUAGUAGAAUCAUUGACUACCCAAGAAAAGUUAGAGCUUGAAGAAUACAACAAAGCGCUGAGUAAAGAUGAUGAAUGUGACAGGGAGAACAUUUCUCCCACUAACGAAACAAACAUUGAUUGUCUAAUAGAGCAAAGUACUGACUUAAACAAAAAGAUCGAUCUGUUAACACACGAAAGAGAUGAGAUCUUUGCCAAAAUAAAUAAAUUGAAUGUUGAGAAUGAAACACUUCAUCAAACUAUUUCUGAUCUGAGCAAUAAGUGUGCUGGAUUGCAAACAAACAUUGAAACACUGAACAAUGAAAAAUCUAAGCUAGAAGAAUUGAAUCAUGAACUCACUCGUCAAAUAGAAGAAUUAAAACAUGAACGAAUAGAAAUAGUGAAAGAAACAGCAGAGUUUACAAAACCACUAAAUACUGAAGAGGCAACAGAAGCUUCUCAAUUAGAAUCGCAGCCUGACGAAAAAUCAAUUGGAGAAAAAGGUCUUAACAGAACGAAAUCAGUCAAACAACUAACAAAAGAAAUACUCAAAUUAAAGAACACCAUAAAGGAAAGGGAAGAUGAAAUAGCAGACUGCCAAAUGAAAAUAUUAUCUUUGGAAGAACAUCAGCAAAAACAAAAUGAAUUGCUGCACAGUAAUAGCCGUUUAGAAAAUAAAUUGAGGUCUUUACAAGAGGAAAAUCAACAUUUGAAACAAGAAAUAGAAACUAUUAAUAAAAACCAGGAAUCUGAGCAACAGCUAUUACAAUACAAAGAGGCCCACGACAGCUUGCAGCAAGAAGUACAAAAAUUACAUCGUGACUACUCUAAUGCUAUUAAUGCCAGAGAUACCAGAAUUAACGAACUUGAAACAGUUCUAGUUGAGUAUGAAAAACAAAUUUACAGCAUAGGAAACACGUUGCAACAAAAAGACAAAGAGCUAAACGAAUACAUAAAUCAGGUAACGAAACUAAAUGACGUUUCGCAAAAACUAAAAUCCACCAUUGAGCUGCUCGAAGAGGAAAAAGCUAAAGAUCAAAAUGCUGAUGUUAUUAAGUCACUGAAUAAGCAAAUUGCAGUACUACAAAAGAAAUUGGUUGAAUUUGAAGAUAAGGUAAGAAUAUUGGAAGAAGAAAAGGGACAAGUAAUGACACUGAAGAAUGUUCUAGAAAAUACAAAUAUCAGCUUAGAAAGUGAAUUAAAAAAAUUGCAAGAACUAUACGCGGAAAAACAAAUACUUAUCAAGGAAUUACAAGCCCAACAAAACAUGCACUCGGAAGAAAUGACAGCACUAGUUAAUCAAAACAAAGAACGAGAUGAAGAAAUACAUGAAAUUAAGCUUCAGUUAAGAAAAGAAUCUAUAGAAAAUGAAAAAUUACGAAAUUCUUUAGGAUCCAAAGAGCAAUACGCUAAGGAUAUAAUGCGUACAUUGGAGGAAACAAAUCAUAAAGUAAAUGAACUAACCACUGAAAAACAAAACUUGUCACAAGAAUUAUUAGUUUUGGAAUCUAAAAAUAAAGAAAUAAUGGAAAAAUUAAAGAAAUUCGCUGUUACUAUAAAGAAAAAAUCCGCAAUGUAUGUAGAAUUAGAAAAUACUUUACAUGAAACACAAAAGCAAUUACAAGAAAAAAAUGAACAACUAGAAAACGUAUUUGUUCAGGUUGAUACAUUAUCGCUGCUGCGAGAUAAAUUAAAACACGCAGAGGAAGAAAUUGACCAUUUACAUUCUAUAAAAGCAUCAUUAGAUCAACAACAAUCGAAUAAUAUUCAACAAUUACAAAACAAAAUACUAAAAUCAGAAGAGAAAUUAAAACAGUCUUCAGAAGAAAUACUCAGUUCGUCUGAAAAAAUAGCUACUUUGCAAGAGCAAAUCGCAAGUAGUAGUCACGAAAAUAGUAUUCUUAGAACACAAAUUGAAAAUUUAAACAAAAAGUUAGUGGAACACGAAAUAGAGCAAAAAAAUAAUACUAAUUACACUACAAAAAUAGCUACUUUAGAAGCUGAUAUAAAUCAGAAAAACAAUCAGAUUUCAGAGUUACUUGCAAAAAUAAAUCACGAAGAGCAGUCGAAAAUCCAAACGCAAUUUGGCAUUGAUGCUAAAAUCCAAGAAAGAGAUUUAUAUAUCGAAAAUAUAGAGAGUGAAUUAAGCAAGUACAAGAGCCGGAUUUGUCGUCUAGAAGAAAGUAUCGCCGUAAUGGAAGACAGGAGGUAUUCAUUAGAACGUAAAGCAGAUCAGUUAGGUAGUUAUUUGCAAGAAAAACAAAAGGCAUACAGUGAGUACACAAUUCAAGAAGACGAAUUGGUCAAUAGACUGGCUGUUCUUAUGGAUCACGACAGGGUUGUCGAAAAACAAUUACUUGAAAUUGAACACGAAAACAAAGAACUUCAGAAGAAAAACCAAAUUCUGCUAGAAGAAAAUCAAAAUCUUCAAAUAUCACUAUCAGAUAUGCAGCAACACUAUAAUGCUCUAGUUGAAAAAGCCAACAGAACUGAUUUGGCCGAGUCAGAAAGCACGAAAUAUCAAACUCAACUCCGUGACCUUGAAUCGAAUUUAAAACGAAUUACACAUGAACAUCAAACACUAAUUGUUCAGAAAAAGAAAGAAAUUGAGGACUUAGAAAUUGAAUUUAACACACAAAUAGAGAGUGCUAUACGAGAUAAGAAAGUUCUGAAUGAGAAAUAUGAAAAAAAUAUAGAAUAUGUAACACAACUGGAAGCACAGUUGCAAGAAUAUAAAAACAAUAUUGAAAACCUCAACAUGAAUGUUGAAGAAUUGAAUAAAAUGAAUCUUGAACUCAUUGAUAAACAUGUACAGAAACAGCAAACGCAAUCACCGGACUAUACUGAACAGUACAUUAAUGAAAUUAAUAAAUUAAAUGCACUACUUAAACAAAAAGAUGAAGAAAUAAUAGCGUUAAACCAAAAAAUAAAUAACGCUCAAGUAAGCUACAUGUCUAUGGUUUCAGAUUAUGAAAGUAAAUUAGCCCAAUUUACUACAAAACUUGAAAAUAUGGAAGAAGAAAUGCAGCGAGUUUCAAAGCAGUUGCUUGAUUCAAAACAGCAUAACGAAGAGCUACAAAUUUUAGUAAGGGAAAAAGAUGAUCAGAUCAAAGAAUUAAAAGAAACCAAACUGACAUUUGAAAUGAAUAUACCUAAAACUGAAGGCAUGAUCAUUUCAUCUACUAUAGAGCCAAUGAGUGACGAUGCGAACAAUGUUGAUAUUUCGUCUAUAGAAUCACAAAUAAUUUCAGGUGAUUCUGAACCACCUUUAUUCAAAAUGGACGCAAUGAAAAAAACAUCUGAACAAAUUCAGAAACAAUCUGUUGGAAAAGGUGAAUAUGAUGCCAUUUCUGAGCCGGUAAUGGUAGCUAAGAAAGCAUACGUGUGCUUUGGCAACGAAGAUGUUUCAGAACAAGAUCCAUUCAAUUCCGACGAAGGAUGGGGCUUAGGUGAAUCUGAGGAAAUCGAAGAUCCAACACCAGGAUUGUCACAUUUAAAUAGUCAAAUUCAACAACUUAAUAAUAAAAAUGAUGAUUUGAAAGAUCAACUGAACGCGAGUAACAAUAAAUUAAUAAAAGCAUUAAAGAAGUUAAAAGAGUUCAAAUCUAGUAACGAAGUGCUCUCUGCUGAACUCAAAAUAUCAAAGCAAUUAUCUCAAUCUACAUUACUGGAUACUGCAAUAGAAGAUGAGCUUAGAUUAAAUAUUCAGGAUUUGGAGAAGAAACUUGAAGAAGCUCAUAAUGAACUAAAAAAAGAAAAGCGUGAAAAAGAGUCCAUUAAAAAACAAAAUGAAGUAUUUAACAGUGCUAAUGAAAGAUUAACUGAUAUGAAAGAAAAAUUAGAUAACGAAAUUGAACUAUGGAAGUAUAAAUUUAAAGAAGCUAAUGAUAAGUUAUCAACAGUACAGUGGGAAGGAGAACCAAAAGCAACAUCGCAACCUUCAGUUGAAACGACUCCGUGGAGCGACGAAAGCAAGCUGAAGGAAGAAAUUGUAAAAAUAGAAAAGGAAAAUGAAGAACUUCAUUCUAUUGUAGAACAUUUAACCUUACAGAAUAAAGAUUUGCUGGAGAAACAAGGAAAACUACUGGUAGAGAUUCAAAAUCUGAAAAGCAAUCUAGAGCAGGUAUCGUCAUCUUGUGAAAAUUGUUCGGCUUUAAAACAAAAUAUACUAGAACUUCAAUUAAAGAACUCUGUACUCGAGAAAAUGAAUGUAUCGUUAAACGAAAAAAUACGUGACCUAGAAAUAAAUAUGAACGAGGCGAUAGAAGAACAUAAGAAAAUGAAAAUUACUUACGAAACAAGACAAGAAGAAGAUUUAAAUAAUAAGAUGGAAUUAGAAGAACGCUGCUAUAUUUUAGAAGAAAAACUGAAAAGCUUAGAACUAUCUGAAUCUGAAGCAAAUCAAAAAGUUGUAAACCUUAUUUCAGAAUUAGAAUCUAUCAGUAAAGAUAAAAAUAAAGAACAGCUUAAAGUCCAAGAGGAGGAAGAGUUUAUACAGGAACGUUCAGUACUACAAGAACAAUCUGCAAAACUCAACACGGAAUUGCAAGAGUGUUAUACAAAAAUUAUACAACUCGAAACCUUGAAUACUGAAUUAACAGGACACGAUGUAGUAAACCAAGAACAAAUAAACCAAUUGAAAUCAAAAUUAGAGCAAUUGAAUACCGAGAAUGACAAUUUGCUUUCGACUGUUGCUGAAUUACGUUCGUCGAUAUCCAGUGCUGUGGAUCAACGAGGUUUUGAAAUAGCUGAACUAUGGAAACAACAUUUAGCUCAAAGAGAGGCGGAUUUCCAAAAAACUGAACAUGAGCUCCGUGUCCAAUUGAGUGCCUUUGAAUCAAAAUAUGAACAAUUGUUGGAUAGUGUGCAGUCAUCAACACAAGAAGAAACUAAUAAAAUAGUCACCAUGGAACAAGUAACUUCAUUGCAAAAUAAACUGCAAGACAAAGAAGAACAUUUGCGAAAUUUACAAGAAAAAUAUGCGGAUGUAAUUAAUCAAAUAGAAAUUUUAAGGUCUGAAAUAGAAGAUGAAAAGGUUGCCUUUGAAAAUAAACUUCUUGAACAGCAAGAAGAAUACGAAAAACAGAUUAAAGAUCUUAGGACAGAGAAUCAAAGCUAUAAACAAAUGCAGGAACAAUCGAUACUGAAUAUUAAUGAAGAAAAUGCGCAACUUAAAAAAAGUAGUCAAGAAAUUGAGCUUCAAAACGAACAGUUACAAUUACGCGUUAAUGAUGCCGAAGCAAAAGUAUUGGAACUUACCCAUCAACUUGAAUUAAAAGAUAGUGAAAUUUAUCAAAAAACUCAUGAAUAUACCAUAACAUUGACGCAAAGAAAUGAUGAGUUCGAAAAUGUUAGACAGCAACUUGUGGAGUAUGAAAAGCGAAUCGAAGAUUUGACUUAUGAAAAAGAGUCUGAAUUAGCCAUUCUACGAUUGAAAAUGCAUGAAAAUGCGAAUCAUUAUGAAACUAUGCAGAAAGAAUCUGAAAUAGAAAGAGUGAAAUUAAUUGAAGAGCUCAAUGUUAAAAUUACUGAGUCCGUUAGUCUUAACAAGCAAGUGGCCGAAUUGAACAAAGCUCUUGAAGAAGAAGUGGCUAAAACUAACGAGAUGCAAACAGCUUUAGAAAAUCAAGAAAUUGAAAUCGUCACUUUGAAUGACGAAAUUACGAAUCUGCAAAACAUGGUCAGAGCGUCGAGUAGUAAAAUACAAAAGCACGUUUCGUUUGCUUCAGAUACAAAACAAGGUAGGGACGAACAGCUUGACAAUACUAUGAACAAAGAGCUUCUAGACGCAGUACCAAGAGCAGAAUUAGAUUUAGCUAUGUACAUGCUGCAUCAAAGAGAUGUUCGAUGUGAAGAACUUACCAUGGAACUGACUCAAUUGCUAGAAGAGAGGGACACGUUGCAAUUGCGACUUUCCGAUAGUUUGAGAUCGGUUGAGGAAAUGAAGUCAAAGUGCAAAGCUGUCGGUUUGGAUGAGUCAAUAAGUUCUAUUCCGGGAACGGUAUCGGAAUUGCCCAGCUUUAGUGUAGAAAAAGAGCAGCAGUUUGUCGAUACUCACAGAGGACAGACCUCACGGAGCAGUAGCGUCAGUGAUCCUGACGGAGACAAACCGAAGUUACAAGCCAAGCUGUCGGAACUUCGAAGCGUCAAGCACACUCGAGACGUGCGGCUCCGCCACGAGAGUGAGCAGCGGCAGUUGGACCUGCGCCUGUUGCAGCGCGACGUCGCCAACCUGCCGCCCGAGGCAGUCGAGCAGCUCGCGCAAGCCCAUCAUACACUUUCCCGAGACACGCAAAGUACGUCCACGGUUCUUCUGAAUUGGCUUCGAGGGAAGAGCACUCCAAAGGUUGUACACAUGUGAUUAAUGGUUUCCAAUGUUGUACUGAUUUAGUACAACGUUCUCGCACACCACCGUAACAAUAGGUAUCGUUUUAAUCUAUCGACGCUUGAAAGGCAAACGUGACAAUGCGUGAACUUUACAGUAGACUAAUUUAAAGUUGAAAUACCUGAAAAUAAAAUAUAUUUUAACGAAUCUAGCUGUAGGAUUGAAAUAAUUUUAACAGACCUAGAAAUAUAUUUUUUUUGCGCAUCGAAUAUGGUUAUAGCCUAUCAUUUAUGUAUAAAGCAGUUAUUGUCGCUUAGUCACGUUUGCCUUUCAAGCGUCGCUAUAAGUUUUUUUCUUCACGUGCUUCCGCGUUACGCUAAUAAAAAACCGUUAACGUCGGUAAGAUUUGAAUAAGCUAUACCACUGUCAUAUAUAAAAAAUGAAUACUAGCUUAGUUCUGUAAUAGUUACUAAACCUAGCCGUUUUGCAUAUUUAUGAAUUAUUUUGGCUGUUUGAUCUAGAAUAGCCACUAUCCCAUCUCUUCCCGUGUGCUUUUUGAAAUACGACUAAAAGUUUCGUUGGAGAAUCUGCAGCUAGCAACGUUCUCUAAGUAUUAUACCAGCGUAGUGGGAUUGCUAACUUGCCCGCGUAAGUACUUUCUGGUUGAAGGGUGGGACAACGGUUAUGCAAUAGAAGCUUCCACUCUUCAGCUCAUGUCUUGGGAUGGGUGAUGGAAUUCUCGUGUCAUAUGCAUAGGUGUCUGACUGGUGGUAGGACCUCUUGUGAGUCCGCACGGGUAGGUACCACCACCCUGCCUAUUUCUGCCGUCAAGCAGUAAUGCGUUUCGGUUUGAAGGGUGGGGCAGCCGUUGUAACUAUACUGAAACCUUAGAACUCAUAUCUCAAGGUGGGUGACGGCAUUUACGUAGUACAUGUCUAUGGGCUCCGGUAACCACUUAACACCAGGUGUACUGUGAGCUCGUCCAUCCAUCUACGUAAUAAAUAAAUAAAAAAAGGUUCCGGUAAUCGCUUUCCAUCGAGCUGGCCGUGAGCUGGGUUCAUCCAUCGACGCAAUAAUAAGUAUAAAUAGUGUAUGUCAUAUUUGUUUUAAUUAUAGGCAUAGUGUACUUUUUCAUAAAUAGCGUGCCACCACCAAAUAGGGCAUGAAUUUAAAGUGUUUGAAGAAACAUCGAUUUCUAAAUUUUUGCCACGCGUCAGUUUGCCCUCUGUUAAUAAUAUUUUUUGGCAGUUUCGUCUUGUAGAAUGUUUUAAUUGUAAAUGUUAAAUUUUUGUGUAUUACACUUGAUAAAUUCAAAAUACACAUUAUAAAGAUAUAGAAUAAAAUUUGAGAGUAUUUUAAAGUUCUGUCCAACUGUCUUCCUUUUUAAGUAUGAAACUGCCAAGUGAUUCAAUGUCAAGCUUGUCAAUAUUGUAUUAAUUAAGUUAAUAAAUUACGAGUAGGUGUAAUAAAGUUAUAUUUUAAUACAAGAAAAUGGGUUACAUUUUUCGUUUUCCAGUAGAAUUUUAUGUUUAUUUACUUUAAUGUCUUUGACAAGCGAUCGACUUAUUAACGAACGAACGAUACGAUUUGUCGAACUUUCUGUGUGAUUAGUGCGAGUUUUUUAACGUUGUCGAUAGCGUAAAGGUUAGCCCAAUUUUGUAUGCAGUUGGAACAGCGCCCCUAGCGGCAAACGUAAGCAAACGAUCCCAUUCCAUACAAAUUAUAUGAGCUAAAUUUUACGCUAUCGAGCACGUUAAAAAACUCGCACUAAGCACACUGCAUUCCUCUCCAUAUUAUAUUAACUAAAUUAAAAUACGCGUAUCCAAAGAAUAACAAAAAAUACGAUUAAAAUUAGUAGGUAUUACCCAGUAUAUUUUCAAUUAAAAUUUAUUUCUUAAUGGCAAUUUCAUUAAACAUCUGGUAAUACUGUAAUAUUGUUUUUAAAUUUCUAAGAGAUAAAAGUUUUAGACGAAACUAUGUAGAUGAAACUUUAAUUGGAUUUGUGAUUGAAAUGUGCCUUUUCUUUCACGACCUUAUAAACGUUGCAACGUGUUAGUAAUCCAAUUUCAAUAUUCCAUACGUUAUGAUAAGUAUAUUAAAAACGCUAUUCAAUUCAAUUCAAUGUAUGUAUAAUUUGUUGUAAAUAGAACGAGAAAUUGUUGUCUCGAACCUUGUUGUAUGUACAUGAAUAUUGUAAAUUUCAUUUAAUAUAAUGGUAUAUAAAUUAAAUAAAA